This is a messenger RNA of Paecilomyces variotii, 974 nucleotides long. RefSeq lists its product as hypothetical. Lineage: Eukaryota; Fungi; Ascomycota; Eurotiomycetes; Eurotiales; Thermoascaceae. The coding region runs from base 256 to 843 and encodes 195 amino acids. The record is from RefSeq and is a predicted model, not a curated record. The transcript has 3 exons.
GGUCGUUCCUGCCACCAUAACCUCCAUUCUGUUGGCUUCAGUCGAUGGUUACUUCCACAGAUUCGCUUAUAUCUUCAAUACCGUACUUCAGUCCGGAUCUUCAAGCUCAUCGUACAAUCAUCGUGUGCCGUUGAUCCGCCAUUAUCAUAUCCCACUCUUUGCACAAUCUUAUCACGCUUUCUCCAGAUCACUGGCAGCGUGCUGAAACUAUCAUUCCUUAUCAAGAAUAUCGGUGACUGGCUAAUAUCUCUCGCCAUGGGUCUGCUUGCAGCCCCUGCGCUAUAUUCACCGAAUGCAUACACUCUGACAGUCCAAACAGCACUCCACGAUCAUGAUGUCGCCGUUGAUGCUCUCCACACUACCAAUUAUCAUCUUGAAAACAAGAUGGCCAAGCUGCGCAUCAACACGGGCACCCUCCGCGAUGAGAUCUCGACUCUACGGACGCAUCUACUAUGCUUUCAGCAUGACCGCCUGAUAACGUGGCAGGCGGAUAUCCUUACAAGACUCAUUGAAGUCGUCUACGAACGGUUGGGGAGGACUAUACCGUGGAGAGAGGAGACUGAUAUAGAGCUCGCCUCCAGAGCGUAUCUCAUCGCUGCAAGAAGGAUCGACAAGGCGACGUUGAGAACGAAAUUAGGCCUCCAUACACGAUACUGGGAAGCACUAGGGAAAUAUCCGCAGGUGGUUGACUUUCGAAGCGCUGACCCACGCAGAACCGAAAAGGCAUUCGCAGAAUGGCUAGUAUCGGAAAAGGAGAACAAGCCUCGGAUGUAUGAGUUCUGGGCAAAGUUAUUCCUCGUCUGCUAUGAGAGAGGUGUUGAUGAGAUUGCGCAGGAAGGGUAGUCGUGGGUCGGAGGCUGAACUGAUAUGCUUUGAUACAUCCCUGGGGUAAGGGAUAAUCUGCAUUGUACAGGUUUCUGAUUUUGAGGUUAGGUGCACAUACAUGCUUUGAGGUGGUUAUUAGUCUAGUCGAG